Mandrillus leucophaeus (drill) is the source of this 1157-nucleotide messenger RNA. It is a transcript of the gene SLC35D2, whose product is annotated as solute carrier family 35 (UDP-GlcNAc/UDP-glucose transporter), member D2. Gene Ontology annotation, molecular function: antiporter activity; GDP-fucose transmembrane transporter activity. The record is from RefSeq and is a predicted model, not a curated record. The transcript has 9 exons. Lineage: Eukaryota; Metazoa; Chordata; Mammalia; Primates; Cercopithecidae. Gene Ontology annotation, cellular component: Golgi apparatus. Bases 1 to 666 code for a protein of 221 amino acids.
AUGGAAUAUAUACCAAUUUCGGAAUACAGGAGAGAAACUGUCCACGUCUACAUACAGUAUAGGUGUGCAGGGAAGCAGUAUUCGCUCAACAUCAUCGUCAGUGUCUUUGCCAUCAUUCUUGGGGCUUUCAUAGCAGCUGGGUCUGACCUUGCUUUUAACUUAGAAGGCUAUAUUUUUGUAUUCCUGAAUGAUAUCUUCACAGCAGCAAAUGGAGUUUAUACCAAACAGAAAAUGGACCCAAAGGAGCUGGGGAAAUACGGAGUGCUCUUCUACAAUGCCUGCUUCAUGAUUGUUCCAACUCUUAUUAUCAGUGUCUCCACUGGAGACCUGCGACAGGCUACUGAAUUCAACCAAUGGAAGAAUGUUCUGUUUAUCCUACAGUUUCUUCUUUCCUGUUUUUUGGGGUUUCUGCUGAUGUACUCCACGGUUCUGUGCAGCUAUUACAAUUCAGCCUUGACGACAGCAGUGGUUGGAGCCAUCAAGAAUGUAUCCGUUGCCUACAUUGGGAUGUUAAUCGGUGGAGACUACAUUUUCUCUUUGUUAAACUUUGUAGGAUUAAAUAUUUGCAUGGCAGGGGGCUUGAGAUACUCCUUUUUAACACUGAGCAGCCAGUUAAAACCGAAACCUGUGGAUGAAGAAAACAUCCCUUUGGAUUUGAAGAGCUAGAGUCUGCGGCAGGAUUGGAGACUGACUUGUGACUGGGGGCUGGGGGGCAUUCCCAGCGGGAAGGUGAAGCCAGAGGUUUCAGAUUCAUGGCAUCCACCCCCUGGGCAAGUGAGAGCAUCUGCAAAAUGCAAAGAGAACUACCUCAUAUGCAUGCACGAUGAGCCAAUGGCAGUCCCGAGAAAUGUACUUGGGCCACGCCUUACCGGUGGAAAGCAAAUCUUUUCAAAAUAAGCCACUGGGACUCGCAUGGCUUGGUGGAAGCUCUGCCUCAGUGGGGCAUAGCCAAAAGGGGUCAUUCUCUUUUCAGUUCCUAAUCAAGGGCUACUGGAUCCAACUGGGAGGAGCAGACCACCAGAAUUUCUCAUCCCAUCUAAGUUGAAGAUGCUAUUGUUUAAAAAUUUAAUUUAAUGCAAUGUUAAGUUCUGGGAUACAUGUGCAGGACAUGCAGGUUUGUUAUACAGGUAAAUGUGUGCCGUGGUGGUUUGCUGCAC